AACGGAAGUGACGCUGUUGAUCUAGGGCGUCAAGAAUGCCUCUAUGGUUCUUCUCCUGUUUGUGAAGGGGGAAAUGGCCGCUGUGCAGCUACGACGGAGAUAAGUGCCGGGAUAAACGUUCGGCCCGUCAGGAAUUGGAAUUUAGACUUUAAAUUUCUGAGAUUAUCUCCAGGAAGAAAUUUACAGUGUUUCAAAGACAUCACUUGACAACUUGCUACUUAUCCGAACCCAAGCUGGAGUUAAGCAUUUGUAUUGGCCAUGAAAUAACAUGUAAUUUGUUGCUGCAAUCUAAUAUAAUUUAACAUCUGACUCCUGCAGCUACUGCUUUUUUUGGAUUGAGAUAUACAGGAAUAAUCCCCUGGAAGAAAUGGGUCGUUCCAACUCUAGAUCACAUUCUUCAAGGUCAAAGUCCAGAUCACAAUCUAGUUCCAGGUCAAGGUCCAGAUCACAUUCUAGAAAGAAGAGAUACAGUUCUAGGUCCCGUUCCAGGACAUAUUCACGAUCUCGUAGUAGAGAUCGUGUUUAUUCUAGAGAUUAUCGGCGAGAUUACAGAAAUAAUAGAGGAAUGAGAAGGCCUUAUGGGUACAGAGGAAGGGGUAGAGGGUAUUAUCAAGGAGGUGGUGGUAGAUAUCAUCGAGGUGGCUAUAGACCUGUCUGGAAUAGAAGACACUCACGGAGCCCUAGACGGGGUCGUUCACGCUCCAGGAGUCCAAAACGAAGAUCUGUGUCUUCUCAGAGAUCUAGAAGCCGAUCUCGCCGGUCUUACAGAUCUUCCAGAUCUCCAAGGUCAUCUUCAUCUCGCUCAUCAUCCCCAUAUAGCAAAUCACCUGUCUCUUCAAAAAGACGAGGGUCUCUUGAAAAGCAGACCAAAAAAACUGAAGGGGCUCCCCAAGAAGAGAGCCCUUUGAAAAGCAAAUCACAGGAUGAACAGAAAGAUACAUUUGAACAUGACCCCUCUGAACCCAUUGAUGAUUUUAAUAAAUCAUCAGCAGCAUCUGGUGAUAUUUGGCCUGGUCUUUCAGCAUAUGAUAAUAGCCCAAGAUCACCUCAUAGCCCUUCUCCUAUUGCUACACCACCUAGUCAAAGUUCAUCUUGUUCAGAUGCUCCCAUGCUCAGCACAGCCCACUCUGCAAAAAAUACUCCUUCUCAACAUUCACAUUCCAUACAGCAUAGUCCUGAGAGGUCUGGAUCUGGAUCCCUUGGAAAUGGUUCUAGUCGCUAUAGUCCCUCUCAGAAUAGUCCAAUUCAUCAUAUACCUUCACGAAGAAGCCCUGCAAAGACAAUCCCACCACAAAAUGUUCCAAGGGAAGAAACUAGAAUACGUUCUUCAUUUUAUCCUGAUGGUGGAGAUCAGGAAACUGCAAAGACUGGAAAGUUUUUAAAAAGGUACACAGAUGAAGAGUCUAGAGUAUACCUGCUUGAUAGGGGUAAUACCAGGGAGAAAGAGGCCCCAAAGGAGAAAGGAACAGAAAAAGGGAGGGCUGAGGGAGAAUGGGAGGAUCAGGAAGCUUUAGAUUAUUUCAGUGAUAAAGAAUCUGGAAAACGAAAGUUUAAUGAUUCAGAAGGGGAUGACACAGAGGAGACAGAGGAUUAUAGACAGUUCAGGAAGUCUGUCCUGGCAGAUCAGGGUAAAAAUUUUGCUACUGCAUCUCACCGGAAUGCUGAGGAGGAAGGAACCAAGUACAAAUCUAAAGUUUCACUCAAGGGCAAUAGAGAAAGUGAUGGAUUUAGAGAAGAGAAAAAUUAUAAACUUAAAGAGACUGGAUAUGUAGUGGAAAGGCCUAGCACUACAAAAGAUAAGCACAAGGAAGACGACAAAAAUUCUGAGAGAAUAAUGGUGAAGAAAGAAACUCAGUCACCUGAGCAGGUAAAGUCUGAAAAGCUCAAAGAACUCUUUGAUUACAGUCCCCCUCUACACAAGAAUCUGGAGGCGAGAGAAAAGUCUACCUUCAGAGAGGAGAGUCCACUUAGGAUCAAAAUGAUAGCCAGUGAUUCUCAUCGUCCUGAAGUCAAACUCAAAAUGGCACCUGUACCUCUUGAUGAUUCUAACAGACCUGCUUCCUUGACUAAAGACAGGCUGCUUGCUAGUACACUUGUCCAUUCUGUCAAGAAGGAACAAGAAUUCCGGUCCAUCUUUGACCACAUUAAGUUGCCACAGGCCAGCAAAAGCACUUCAGAGUCAUUUAUUCAGCACAUUGUGUCCUUGGUCCAUCAUGUUAAAGAGCAAUACUUCAAAUCAGCUGCAAUGACCCUAAAUGAAAGGUUCACCUCAUAUCAGAAGGCUACUGAAGAACAUUGUACCCGGCAAAAAAGCCCAGAAAUACACAGGAGAAUUGACAUCUCUCCGAGUGUCCUGAGGAAGCAUACCCGCUUAUCAGGAGAAGAGAGAGUUUUUAAGGAAGAAAAUCAAAAGGGAGAUAAAAAAUUAAGGUGUGAUUCUGCUGAUCUUCGACAUGACAUUGAUCGUCGUAGAAAAGAAAGAAGUAAAGAACGGGGGGAUUCCAAGGGCUCCAGGGAAUCCAGUGGAUCCAGAAAGCAAGAAAAAACUCCUAAAGAUUACAAAGAAUACAAAUCUUACAAAGAUGACAGUAAACAUAAAAGCAGAGAGCAAGACCGUUCUCGAUCUUCAUCAUCUUCAUCAUCCUCUUCCUCAGCAAGCUCUCGAGAAGAAAAAGAAAGUAAGAAGGAAAGAGAAGAAGAAUUUAAAACCCAUCAUGAACCAAAAGAAUAUUCAGGCUUUACAGGAGUCAGCCGACCCAGAGGAACUUUUUUUCGAAUUAGAGGCAGAGGAAGAGCCAGAGGAGUUUUUGCUGGGACAAAUACUGGUCCAAACAACUCAAAUACUACUUUUCAAAAGAGACCGAAGGAAGAGGAAUGGGAUCCAGAAUAUACCCCAAAGAGCAAGAAGUACUUCUUGCAUGACGACAGGGAUGAUGGUGUGGAUUAUUGGGCCAAAAGAGGAAGAGGCCGUGGCACUUUCCAACGCGGCAGAGGGCGGUUUAACUUCAAAAAAUCAGGUAGCAGUCCAAAAUGGACACAUGACAAAUACCAAGGGGAUGGGAUUGUUGAAGAUGAAGAAGAGACCAUGGAAAAUAAUGAAGAAAAGAAGGACAGACGCAAAGAAGAAAAGGUAGAAAAUUCCAACUUGUCAGUGAAUUGAAGAGCAGAUUUCCAUCAGUGUGGGCUAGGAGGGUGAUGAUUUGUUAAAACUUAGUAAAUCUAAUUUUAUAAACAGAGCUUGCUAUGGUUUAUAUAUGGUAUGUAGUUUCCCCCCCCGGCUCUGUUAAUCUUCACUUUCUGUGUUUUUUUUAUUAUAGGAAUAGUAAAUCUGAAGUAAGAUUGCAACUGAGAGCAGAACUUGCACCCACCAUUUUUUUACGUGAUUUUUUUGUUUUCAAAAACGAAUGUAAGCAUUUUACUUAAAUUUUACUGUUUGCAAGUAGUCUGUAGAAUUUUUGUUUUAAGUCUUUAAAUAUCUCAAUAAUAGUAUAGUGUAUGUUGAGGAUUGUACUGAAGCAAAGUAGAAAGUUGCUACGUACCAUAUUUGUAACUAUCAACUUUUAAAAAAAAAAAACUUUUACUGUUUUUGUUAUAUGCAUUGUAAUUCUGCUUUGUCUAUAAGAUAUGGUCAAGUACAACUCUGUGAAAGUUCUGAUUUUUUCCCUUCCCCUGUUUGUCAGUGUUUUAUUCCUAAGUAAACUUUAGCCCUAUAUACAAAUCCCUGAACAGAAAUUGUUUAUACAGAUCAUUAAUUAUUUUAACAGUACACAGCUGUUAGCAUCUUCCUUAAGUAGAACACAUUUACACUGUAGGGUGACCAGUCUUUGAAGUAUACCACAGAACAAAUUGUGUUGCUUUGGUGAACUAAUAAUAAAGUUCAGCACUACAGUGAAUUUCUAAACUGGGGAAAAUACCAUUUUUGCUCAGCCUAACAGUUGAGAAGUAGAAAAGGUAAGCACUUCUCAUUAUAUACAUAAUAUUAAAAUCAGAAUAGAUAGUUUGAUGAAAUGGUUUUCUGCUGAGACUACUAAAUACAAAUCUAGGAAAACUUUAGAGCCCUUCCUCUUUUGCUUCAAAACCCACUGUUGGCACUCUUUGGGGACUGAUUCAUGGUCAAUGGACAAUCAGCUACUCUGAGGAAUGAAGUUGGUCUGUAAUUAACAACAUUAUAGAUAAAACUACCUAAUUUGUACUAAGUUAAAAAAAAAAAACCCUUCAAUGGUCAUAUAAUGCGGAAACUUAGGAUAGGGAAGACCCUAUGAAAAACUUUUCAUACAGAUGUUUGCAGAGCUGAAGUAUUUAAUGGAAAGAAAAUAGUAACAUUUUAAACAUGAUUUUAAAAAGUGGAAUGUCUUAAAUUACAAAAUCAGUUACAUAUACAUUAGGCAAUAAGAACAAACUUACUGGCUAGAAGUGUUUUGAAUAAUUUGUUUUUCAAAUGUCACCAAUAAAAAAA
Sarcophilus harrisii (Tasmanian devil) is the source of this 4456-nucleotide messenger RNA. RefSeq names its product BCL2 associated transcription factor 1 (gene BCLAF1). Gene Ontology annotation, molecular function: transcription coregulator activity; DNA binding; mRNA binding. The record is from RefSeq and is a predicted model, not a curated record. The transcript is spliced from 13 exons. Gene Ontology annotation, biological process: positive regulation of transcription by RNA polymerase II; mRNA processing. Gene Ontology annotation, cellular component: mediator complex; exon-exon junction complex. Bases 368 to 3160 code for a protein of 930 amino acids. NCBI's taxonomy places the organism in Eukaryota, Metazoa, Chordata, Mammalia, Dasyuromorphia, Dasyuridae.